Trichoplusia ni (cabbage looper) is the source of this 1010-nucleotide messenger RNA. It is a transcript of the gene RpL23A, whose product is annotated as 60S ribosomal protein L23a. The coding region runs from base 67 to 963 and encodes 298 amino acids. NCBI's taxonomy places the organism in Eukaryota, Metazoa, Arthropoda, Insecta, Lepidoptera, Noctuidae. The transcript is spliced from 5 exons. The record is from RefSeq and is a predicted model, not a curated record. Gene Ontology annotation, molecular function: rRNA binding; structural constituent of ribosome. Gene Ontology annotation, biological process: ribosomal large subunit assembly; translation. Gene Ontology annotation, cellular component: ribosome; cytosolic large ribosomal subunit.
AUAUUGAUCGGAAAACGUAAUGUGAUCUGGCAACAUAAUCAGUGAGCCUCCAUCUUUUUUGUCACGAUGCCUCCUAAGAAGCAACCCGAGAAAUCCGGGUCCUCCGGAUCCAAGCCUGCGGAGAAGAAACCCGCAACUGCUAAGACUCCUGCGGCUGCACCUAAAGCUGCGGCAGCUCCUAGCACUGCAGCACCUAAGCCGGCGUCAGCUAAGACUCCAGCUCCCGCCCCCAAGGCGGCCGCUCCCAAAGCAGCCCCAGCGGCCAAACCCGCCGCUGCCAAGCCAGCAUCUGCACCUGCAGCCAAGCCUGCCGCGUCUGCCGCUAAGCCCGCUGAAAAGAAACCAGCCUCGGCUCAGCCUUCUGCCAAGCCUGGUUCCGCCAAGGCUGCUGCUUUGAAAGCUAAGUCUAGUGCGAAGCCUUCAGUGAAGAAAGCUGCGGCUGCUGCCAAGCCUAAGCCCAAGCCAGCAGCGGCUAAGUUAAAGAUUGCUCCCAAGCCCAAGAAGACCGGCAUUAAAGGACAGAAGAAACAGGUUGUAAAACCUGUUGCUAAGGCUCUUAAAGCGCAAAGGAAGGUUGUCAAGGGUGAACAUGGCAAGCGUGUGCGCAAGAUCCGCACGUCAGUGCACUUCCGUAGGCCCAAGACCUUUGAACCUCCGAGGCACCCUAAGUACCCCAGGAAAUCUCUGCCCAAGAGGAAUCGUAUGGAUGCUUACAAUAUCAUAAAGUAUCCUCUGACAUCUGAAGCGGCUAUGAAGAAAAUUGAAGACAACAAUACUUUGGUAUUCAUUGUACACACAAGCUCAAACAAGCACCACAUCAAGGCUGCAGUUAAAAAGCUAUAUGACAUCAAUGUUGCUAAAGUUAACACCCUUAUCAGGCCUGACGGUAAGAAGAAGGCGUACGUACGGCUCGCAAGGGAUCAUGACGCAUUAGAUGUUGCCAACAAAAUCGGCAUCAUAUAAACUAAUGCUGCACUGUAUUUUAUAAGAAUAAAAACCUAAAAUACAGA